This is a messenger RNA of Bubalus bubalis (water buffalo), 2929 nucleotides long. RefSeq names its product zinc finger protein 75D. Gene Ontology annotation, biological process: regulation of DNA-templated transcription. NCBI's taxonomy places the organism in Eukaryota, Metazoa, Chordata, Mammalia, Artiodactyla, Bovidae. The transcript has 7 exons. The coding region runs from base 366 to 1433 and encodes 355 amino acids. The record is from RefSeq and is a predicted model, not a curated record.
ACGCAGCCCCCGGAAGCCAUCCUUUCUUUUCCGGUGGGCGCCCGGCCCACAGCGCGAGACCCCAAAAUGGCGAGCCGGGGUACGGUCUCGAGGCGCUAGAGGGGUCGCGCCGGGGACGGAACUUCCAAGGUCCGCGCGCGCCCGGGGCCUCGCGCCUUCCCGGCACCGCCGCCUGGGCGCGGGAACCCGGACCUGCCUUCCUCCCCGCGACGGCGCGAGGUGUGGUGACUGCAUAGCCGAGCCCAGGAAGAGGGAAUUGGCGUCCAGGGAAGCCAGAGCUGGGUGGAGUGCCCUUGGGGAGAAGAUCCACUCAUUGGUUUUGUACCAAACCUGACAAGGCCUCAGUUAUCAGGUGGCCCAGGAGGAUGUCACAAGCAGGAGAAAAGCUGUUUCCAGAGCAAAUAAUGAUGAGCCCUGUGAAGGCACCUGCAUGCUUGUACCCACAUGUGGAGGUUUUACAGGGGACUAAGAGGUCUGUGAAAGAGAGUUCCAAUAAGAGUAAGAAAUCCAGCCCACAGAUGGGCAGUCUUAAUCCUGAGAGUGCUCGCCAGCACUUCCGGAGCUUCUGUUAUCAUGACGCACCUGGACCGUAUGAGGCCGUCAGCCAACUGCAGGAAUUAUGCUCUCAGUGGCUGAGGCCAGAGAUCCACUCAAAAGAGCAAAUCUUGGAAUUGCUGGUGCUGGAGCAGUUCCUGGACGUUCUGCCCAGUCAUAUCCAGAACUGGGUGCAGAAGUAUCAUCCACAGAACGUCAAAGAGGCUGUGGCCCUGGUAGACCGCUUUCAGAGAGAAUCUGGUGGAAUAAGCAAUGAGGUCACAGCCCAUGAACUGGGAAAUGACACAGCGCUCUUGGGAGGAACAGAAGUGGCCCCAGUCUUUAAGUGGAAGCCAGCAGAGCCCCAACCAAUGGGUGUGUUCCAGGAAGAAUGUUCGAAUAUAUACCAGGUACUGCAGGAGCCGGGCUGGAAUACUCAGAAAGAAAGCCAGCCUGUGGAUGAAGGAGCUGUGCCUGCUAAAGAGAGUCCAACCUUUUCCCCAAGGUGGAAGUUGGCAUCUGAGCGCACCUUGCCUAAGUCCCAGAGUCCAUUGACAUUUGAAGAUGUGGCCUUGUAUUUUUCGGAGGAAGAAUGGAAAAUAAUGACCCCUGAUCAGAAGACCCUCUACCUUGAUAUAAUGCAGGGUAUCUAUGAGGAUGUCGCCUUUCUAGGGUUAAACCUCAAAAAUGACACUGGAAAUGACCCACCUGUAUCUCUUCCUACAUUAGAGAUACAACCAUCAGGAUGCGAAGUAUUAAGAAAGGCCACCAUGAAAGACGCUGAGACAACAGUGGGCAAUGUAAAUCACGGUGAUACAUUCAGGGUACGGAAACGACCUCGCAGUCCCGAAGCCCCAGCUCUGGCCAGCCACUUUGUGGCUGGUGAUGAACUGCACUAAAACUCUCAAAACGGGCCCUUUCCAUCAAACUCAAGAAAAUUAUCUGAGUGCAGCCAACCUGUUGUUUCACUUUAGCCAAAGGAGGGAGCAGAAGGAAGAAAUGCUUCAUUAGAAACAUGAAUGAUUGACCCUGACCUUAAGGCUGCCCCUCCUGCUAGGAUCACACAGGAGCAUCUGCUCUGGAUGGGCCUGCAGCGGUCCUGGCUGAGCUGCUGACUGGUGCACCAGGAGCUGCACUGAUGGGGGGGGCCUCAUCCCCAUCCCAGAUCCACAUCUGCCCCCUCACUGAUUGCUUGCGGUCCUGGUCCUCAGUUCCUGGGACUAAGAACCACAGCAGCCUGGUUGCCCCUGGGGCAGAGGGGCUGAGCCUCACACCAUGUGCCCUUCUCAGCCACCCAGGUCCCAGCUGAAGAGCUCUGCCUGCCUCACCCCGAGGCCUGAGGCUGCACCCGGGCUACCACAUGCCCCCCGCAGAUUCCCACAGACGGAAGGGCGCUGGUGGCUUCCUCCCUUGUGCCACGUUGCCUGGAAACCCCUGGUCCUGGUGGCCUCUCCUCCACCCCAACUGUGUCCCUCCAGGACCACUUCCGGGAGACUGCCAGCCUUUGGACUGCAUCCCUGGAGUUCUGAGAGACUGUGACAUGGGCUGCAGGGGAGGAGAGGAGCGGAGGACCAGGGGCCUCCUUGGGGCUGAUGCGUAAAUGUGCCCUUUUCAAGUUUGGGUCUCAGGCUCUGUGUGUCUGGAUCCCCAGCCACAGCCUCUUCUGGGCCAGCCUGAGAGGACCUGGGGAGGGCACUAGGGAGGGUCUUUACUUAAUAUGUGCGUGAAUGUGUGUGUGAGUGCGCAUGUUGAGUGCAUGUGUGAGUGUGGGGAUGUGUGUGCGAAUUUGCAUUUGAUGCAUGAGGGCCCGAGUGUGUGAGCAUGGGCAUGUGUGUGUGGGUGGAUGAGUGUAUGGGAUGAGUGCAGAUGCAUGAGUGUACUGAUGUGUGUGUGUGAAGGUACGGGUGUGAGAGUGUGUGUGUGGGUGUGAAUAUACAUGUCAGUGUGCAUGUGUGAAUGCGUGUGUGUGAGUGUUUAUGCACACAUGAGUGGCUGUGCGUUGCAGAAGGUGCUGAGCUGUUUAGUGGGUGUGCUCUGGGGGACGGGCAUCCUGUCCUCCCCAGGCUCCCAGCUCUGUUGGAGCUGCCUGGGCCCUGGGAGGCCGCUUCCCAAAGUGGAGAAAGUAUGUUGGAGAUUCAGGGGACCCGGGCUCAGAGACCCAUCAUCACCUGCAGAGAAUCCCCCCUCCCCUUGGGGCUCUGGCUGGGGCUGUCUGCCCCCGAAGGUAUUGGCUGUGGGAGGGGCGGGCACACGUCCUCAGCACGUGCUCCUGCCACUAUUUUUCUUACCGUUUUGAUCUUGAGUAGUUUGCUGCUGCUGCUCUCCCGCCUCUUCCUCAUCUCACUAGGCCUCUGCUGCUCUCCUCUCUAUGCACUUUAUUUAUUUACAAUCUCUU